CCCGCAGGCCGGGGGGCAUCGGUGCCGGGGCAUCCGCGGCGCCUGAUCACCCCCGCGAAUAAGAGUUUUUGUUUUGGUCCAGAAAAGCAUUUUCGAGAAGCUGGUCAAGUAUGGCUUUAGCAGAUAAGAGACUUGAGAACUUGCAGAUCUACAAGGUUCUUCAGUGUGUUCGGAACAAAGACAAGAAGCAGAUAGAGAAGCUGACCAGGCUUGGGUACCCUGAACUAAUCAAUUUCACAGACCCCGUCAACGGACACAGUGCCCUGCACUUAGCCUCGGUUUCCAAUGACAUUGAUAUGGUCAGCUUUCUCCUUAGCCUUGGUGCUCACCCUGAUGUGCAAGACCGGAUGGGCUGUACUCCGACAAUGAGGGCCGCAGAACUGGGCCAUGAGUUGUCCGUGGAAAUACUAGCCAACGCAAAGGCUGAUAUGACUAUAGUUGAUAACGAAGGAAAAGGUAUUUUGUUUUACUGCAUUUUACCUACUAAGCGGCAUUAUCGCUGUGCAUUGAUUGCCCUGGAACAUGGUGCAGAUGUCAACAAUUCUACCUAUGAAGGAAAGCCAAUAUUCCUUAGAGCUUGCGAAGAAGCACAUGAUGUUAAACAUGUGUGCCUGACACUUUUGGAAAAAGGAGCCAAUCCAAAUGCUAUCAACUCAUCCACAGGUCGCACGGCUUUAAUGGAAGCAUCAAGAGAGGGAGUGGUAGAGCUAGUUCGAGGGAUAUUGGAAAGAGGAGGUGAAGUGAAUGCAUUUGACAACGAAAGGCAUCACGCUGCACAUUUUGCUGCCAAAGGAGGCUUUUUUGAUAUAUUGAAGCUGCUUUUUGCCUACAAUGGCGACAUGGGACUGAUUGCAAUGAAUGGGAACACACCACUUCAUUAUGCUGCCAUGGGUGGUUUUGCAGAUUGCUGUAAAUAUAUAGCUCAACGAGGAUGUGACCUGAAAUGGAAGAAUUUAGAUCAUAAAACGCCCAGGGCUGUGGCUAAGGAAGGCGGCUUCAAAGCAGCAAGCAAAGAAAUACGGAGGGCAGAGCGAAUCGCUAAUAAACUGGCCAAGCCAGGAGCCAAAAAUCCUAAUCCACUCUGGGCCCUAAGACUUCAUGAUUGGUCAGUAGAACAUGAGACUUUCCUUCGAGAAACCUUUUCGUUAGUGGACAGGGGAGAUGGGACAGUCAGCAAGGAGGACUUUGUGACGGCACUGGAGGAGAGGCAGGAGUUUGUGACCUCAGAACAGCUGGCUGUCAUAGCUCAACUGCAUGAAAAACUCCGAGGAGGAGGGGUCAACAUUAACGAUUUCUUUAAAGGAACCCAAUACUUAAGUAAGUCUUAUGUCUUGGGAUCCUAUGGGCCUAAGAAAAGGAAAAAAGGGAUGGCCAAAAAGAUGAAGAAAGGCAAGUUUGUUUUACCUCUCCCAGUCUGCAUCAUCUCUGACCAUGUCUUUCCACGCCGGAGUGAUGGUGGGCCACCAUUUUACAUGAUUGAAACCUAUAAGAAUGUAACUGAUUGCAAUCGGUUUAAUCUAGAUCACCCACCAGAACAUCCCAUUCAGGAUGACUCUGCUUGGUACGUUGAUGAUCCAGGGAAGGUAUUUUCAAAUAUUAAUUUUAUCACCAAGGCAGGAGACCUGGCUUCUCUGAAAAAGGCGUUUGAGUCAGGAAUACCUGUGGAUAUGAAAGAUAAUUAUUACAAAACUCCAUUGAUGACUGCCUGUGCCAGUGGAAACAUAGACGCGGUCAAGUUUCUUCUUGAAAAAGGAGCUAACGUUAAUGCAACAGAUAAUUUUCUGUGGACUCCACUUCAUUUUGCAUGCCAUGCAGGCCAACAAGAUAUUGUUGAGCUUCUUGUUAAAUCCGGAGCCGUGGUAGAUGCGGUUUCAAUCAACAACUCAACUCCUUUAACUAGAGCCAUCGAGAGCUGUAGACUGGAUACUGUAAAAUACUUACUUGAUAUUGGUGCUAAAUUCCAGCUGGAAAAUAGGAAAGGGCAUAGUGCCAUGGAUGUUGCAAAGGCAUAUGCUGAUUAUAGAAUAAUUAGUUUGAUUAAAGAAAAGCUAGAUAGCUUACCAAAACCAGCAGAAAAUCAAAAACUGAAAGGCAAGCCAUCUCUUAAAGCGAAGACUGAAGGCCCUGAGGUUAAGAAAGAAGAGGAACCACUUUCGUCAAUUUAUGCUGUGUCAACUGUAUCAGAGAAAAAGAAAAUGCGUAAAGAUAAUGUGGUUCAUCUCAAUUCAUUGAUUACCAGUGGUUAUACCAAGAAAGUGGAUAUCACAUUUGUUCCACGGAGGAUUUGGAGUCCUGAAGCCACAACGGCAGAGCUGAUCAGGAAGAGGGAACUGCGGCGGGAGAGGUUCACUUACGAGGUGGACUUUGAUGACUUCAUGAUGCCCUUUCAGAAGCACAUCACAGAGAAAGCUCAAGCAAGGGAAGCUGCCCUCAAGGCCUAAAUCACAGCAGUUGCUUCUUGGGGUAAACAUUCUGAGACCCAGAGACCAAACUUUGGAGAAAAUAGAUAUUUCCAUCAAAGCCAAAGCAAUCCACAAAUUAAGAAUUUGUAACCAAAUAUUUGUUUCUGCUUUAACAACUAUAGAUAUUCUGAACUGU
Molecule: messenger RNA, 2598 nt
Organism: Ceratotherium simum simum (southern white rhinoceros)
Lineage: Eukaryota; Metazoa; Chordata; Mammalia; Perissodactyla; Rhinocerotidae
Gene: ANKEF1
Product: ankyrin repeat and EF-hand domain containing 1
Molecular function (GO): calcium ion binding; protein binding
Source: RefSeq, a predicted model, not a curated record